AUGGAGCGUGGAAUCUUCGGUAACAACUCUCCGUUUCGUUACGCUGAACUGUCGGACACUGCCGACCUGAGUUACCUCGCAGAUGGCUUCACAAAGCCCUCAUCUGCCUGUAAAAUUUCGUUCGAUCCUAGAACGCAUCCGAACGCCGAAAUAAGAGGGCAUGAUUUCCUCCUCACGAACAACAAGUCGUUGUGGGACCAUCACGAAGUGGGCACGCAAAGCGCUUCGAGUCAAAACCGUCGACCGUGGUUCAUCGGUAGAUUAUCAACAAUAACCCGCCAACAUGUCAAAUUUCGUGGCGGCGACCGAUUUUUAAGCAAUUCGAUAGUUCUAAGGAAAUCUCGGAAUCGCGAGCAAGUUUUAGAUGUGUCAUUCCUUUGUGCUCCACUGGACCGUAAGUUCAGCUGCAGUAUGGAAAGUAUAGGCGCACUAUCUGGCUUUCACAUUUAUUGGCUCCCGUAA
Messenger RNA from Necator americanus (New World hookworm), 462 nucleotides. RefSeq lists its product as uncharacterized. Lineage: Eukaryota; Metazoa; Nematoda; Chromadorea; Rhabditida; Ancylostomatidae. The transcript has 4 exons. Bases 1 to 462 code for a protein of 153 amino acids. The record is from RefSeq and is a predicted model, not a curated record.